CGACAACUAUAAAUUGAUGCCAAUUUUCCAUCAAACUCUCACACCAACCAAGCUUUAUAUCUUCAACAAAUGGCUUCCACUAUUCAAUCUCUUGUCUUCACCACCCUCCUCCUUUUCAUCUCCAUUGCUCCCUCAUUUGCCCAGCAAUCUUUCCGCCCAAAGGCUCUCGUCGCACAGGUCUCCAAAGACAGUUCCACUCUCCAAUACGUGACACGUAUCAGCCAAAGAACCCCUCUCGUACCCUUGAACCUAGUCCUCGACCUCGGCGGUCAGUACUUGUGGGUCGACUGCGAUAACAACUACGUCUCCUCCACCUACCGUCCGGCUCGCUGCAGAUCGGCCCAAUGCUCGCUGGCCAGAUCUAACGGCUGCGGAGAUUGCUUCUCGGCACCCAGACCGGGCUGCAACAACAACACUUGCGGUGUAUCACCCGACAACACCGUCACCGGCACGGCCACCAGCGGCGAGCUCGCCGAGGAUGUCGUCUCUAUCCAAUCGACCGACGGGAAGAAUCCCGGUCGGAACGUUUCGGAUUCCAGCUUCAUCUUCGCUUGCGCGCCGACAUUUCUGUUGCAGGGUCUGGCGAGUGGGGUUUCCGGAAUGGCUGGAUUUGGAAGGACGCGGAUUUCUCUGCCUUCGCAGUUCGCUGCGGCUUUUAGCUUCCACAGGAAGUUUGCUAUCUGCUUAGCGUCGAACGGCGUCGUUUUCUUCGGCGAUGGUCCUUAUGUUUUGCUUCCUGGCCAGGAUGUUUCUGAAUCGCUCACUUUCACUCCGCUUUUCCUCAACCCCGUCAGUACCGCUUCUGCUUUUGCACAAGGCGACCCUUCUUCCGAAUACUUCAUCGGAGUCAAAUCUAUCAGAGUCAACGACAAAGUCGUGCCUGUGAACACGACUUUGCUUUCCAUCGACAACGAGGGUGUGGGUGGGACCAAGAUCAGCACCGUGAAUCCCUACACGGUUCUGGAAUCUUCCAUCUACGACGCCGUAACGAAAGCGUUCAUCGAUGAGGCAGCCACCAGGAACAUUACGAGGGUGGGUCCCGUGGCACCGUUCGACGUUUGCUUCAGCUCGGAGAACAUUCUCAGCACUCGACUUGGAGCUUCGGUGCCAAGCAUCGAUCUCGUAUUGCAGAACGAGAACACGAAGUGGACGAUAUUCGGAGCCAACUCGAUGGUGGAGGCGAGAGAUGGUGUUUUGUGCCUUGGGUUCGUCAAUGGGGGGAAAAACCCAAGGACGUCAAUCGUGAUUGGAGGGUAUCAAUUGGAGGACAUUCUUUUGCAGUUUGAUUUGGCAACAUCAAGGUUAGGAUUCACCUCCACUCUGUUGGGUAGGCAAACCACAUGUUCCAACUUCAACUUCACAUCCAAUUAAUGCCUGCAGAGAAUUUUAUGUUUUACUAUUUUUAAUCUUAAAUUUGGGUUGUAAUUGUGGUGCUUAGAAUAAAUCUCAUGAUUCUCAACCGGAGAAUCACAGUAUUAAUAAGUCGCCGUUAUGGAAUAUGAAAGUGGCACAUAAUUAUAUUUUUUUCAUAUAUUUUUAUUGAUGAUGUUUGUAAGCAUAUAUAUACAUGUAUGUCCAUAUAUAAUAAAAGCUCUUUUCCUAUUUGAUUUCUUUU
Ziziphus jujuba (common jujube) is the source of this 1615-nucleotide messenger RNA. Its product is annotated as probable aspartic proteinase GIP2. NCBI's taxonomy places the organism in Eukaryota, Viridiplantae, Streptophyta, Magnoliopsida, Rosales, Rhamnaceae. The coding region runs from base 70 to 1371 and encodes 433 amino acids. Gene Ontology annotation, biological process: proteolysis. The record is from RefSeq and is a predicted model, not a curated record. Gene Ontology annotation, molecular function: aspartic-type endopeptidase activity. The transcript has a single exon.